CUUUUGGUCUUGUUGCUUCUUCUUCCUCAGUCUCCAGGUUGGAUUAGUGAUGCUGAUGGAACUUUGCGGGUCCAGCAAUUUUCAGGUUAUACUUUUGGGCCUCAUCAUGAUGCCUGUAUGCCUGGCCGCUAUGGACAGCCAAGCCUUUCAUGAACUUGAGAAGGACCCUUCCUACUGGGACUCAAAAGCAAAGGCAACACUGGAUGCUGCACUGAAGCUCCAUCCUCGACAACACCGGGCUAAAAACAUUAUUCUGUUUCUUGGUGAUGGGAUGGGUGUGUCUACGGUUUCAGCAGCACGUAUCCUGCGAGGUCAGAAUGAGGGCGGGUCUGGGGAAGAAACGGUGCUGGCCAUGGACACCUUCCCAUAUGUUGCCCUCUCUAAGACCUACAGUGUGGAUAAGCAGGUUGCGGACAGCGCCAGCACGGCCACGGCCUAUCACUGUGGGGUGAAGGCCAACGCCAAGACAGUUGGACUCAGUGCUAAAGCAGUGGCCUAUGAGUGCAACACUACUUUUGGAAAUGAGGUCUACUCAGUACUACGACGUGCGAAAGCCCAAGGUAAAUCAGUGGGUAUUGUGACCACCACACGUGUUCAGCAUGCCUCACCAGCUGCAGCCUAUGCCCACUCUGUCAGUCGCAGCUGGUACAGCGACGCAGACCUUCCUUCCAGUGCUCAAAAACAUGGAUGUGUGGACAUUGCUACCCAACUGGUCACCAACUUUGACAUUGAUGUGAUUCUUGGGGGAGGAAGGAUGUACAUGACACCAAAAGGGACUCCGGAUCCUGAGUAUCCUACCUCCUCUUCUCGUAAGGGAAACCGCAAAGACAAGAAAAACCUUAUUGAUGUGUGGUUGAAUGCUAAACCGAACAAGAAAUCACUGUAUGUCUGGCAUAAGAAGGAGUUUGAUGAGAUAAAUGUGAAAACUACAGAUCGUCUUAUGGGUCUUUUCGAAGCAAAGGACAUGAGAUUUGAUGUUUUCCGGAAUACCACACGAGACCCAUCUAUUGUGGAGAUGACCGAAAAAGCAAUUCAAAUCCUCAGGAAGAAUCCAAAAGGAUACUUCUUGUUUGUGGAAGGAGGGAGAAUUGACCAUGGACACCAUGAUGGCAUUGCAAAACUGGCACUAACUGAAGCUGAGAUGUUUGAUCGUGCAAUUGAACGGGCAGCGCAAAUCACCAGAGAGUCUGACACACUGACAGUGGUAACUGCAGACCACUCUCAUGUCUUUACCUUUGGUGGUAACACACCUCGAGGGAACCCCAUUUUUGGUCUGGCGCCAAAGAAAGCAGAUGACGAAAUGCCUUUUACCAGCAUCCUUUAUGCCAAUGGCCCUGGUUAUGUGCAUGUAAAUGGAACCAGAGGGAACAUCACAAUGGUGGAUUACUUGGAUGAGGAGUACAUGCAGCAGGCCGCUGUACCAUUGGAUGCUGAGACACACGGCGGAGAAGACGUAGCCAUCUACGCCAAAGGUCCCAUGGCUCACCUGUUUCAUGGAGUAAAGGAGCAGAACUAUGUAGCACAUGUUAUGGCUUAUGCAGCCUGUUUGGAGCCAUACAAAAACUGCCCUCCUCACCAUCACAGCCAUUCCUCAGCUGGGAGUGUGAACAGACAUUUAGACCUUUGGGUCAAUAUGCUUGUCCUUCUUUGGUUUUUAAGAUGACCUUCAUCAAUAGACAUACAUUUAAACUGUUACGGUUAUUUGCAUGCAGUAAAAGAAAGACUAUGGAUUAAGUGCUUUCAGGUAAAUAUGCCAACAUGCCCAUUUUGUGCAUGGGCUGAAAAGUCAGAGUGCAUGGAUGAACACUGACAGUACUGUAUUUAUUACCAAAAACUCCUUGGAUCAUGUGGUAUUGAUCCACACACACUAGUGUUUUGCCAUAGAUUUGCAAUGCAAGUUUGAGCAUGCAAGUGUUAACUAAUCUAAGCUGCAUAGCAAUAAAAAGUUGAGCACUGACAGCUUGUUCACAUGAAAAUAUGCAAUGAUGAACUGUUAUUCCUUUGUAAACUGAAACAGUUUUUCGAGAGAGACGAUUAAAGACUCAAUAUCUCAUCCAACAUUCCAACUGAUCAAUGUACAACUUCAAAGAGACUGUAGACUUGCACUAACUUGUAAGUUCAUGAUUUAGUGAGAUGUUUUUAAGAGUUCUUUAUUUUAUGCCAUGGAUUUACAUGAAAUGAAAAUUUACUGUGUGCAUAAGAUUUUCUCUGAAUAUCUUGAAGCCAACAACCCUUUGUGGUACAUUUGUUGGGAUAUAUACGUUUACUGAAGGAAAAAAUGACUUGAUUGAGUAAAUUAAACCCAAACUUU
Xiphophorus maculatus (southern platyfish) is the source of this 2311-nucleotide messenger RNA. RefSeq names its product intestinal-type alkaline phosphatase 1-like (gene alpi.1). NCBI's taxonomy places the organism in Eukaryota, Metazoa, Chordata, Actinopteri, Cyprinodontiformes, Poeciliidae. Gene Ontology annotation, cellular component: plasma membrane. The record is from RefSeq and is a predicted model, not a curated record. Gene Ontology annotation, molecular function: alkaline phosphatase activity. The coding region runs from base 50 to 1663 and encodes 537 amino acids. The transcript is spliced from 11 exons. Gene Ontology annotation, biological process: dephosphorylation.